This is a messenger RNA of Drosophila miranda, 1362 nucleotides long. Its product is annotated as rho GTPase-activating protein 17. Lineage: Eukaryota; Metazoa; Arthropoda; Insecta; Diptera; Drosophilidae. The record is from RefSeq and is a predicted model, not a curated record. Bases 13 to 1362 code for a protein of 449 amino acids. The transcript has a single exon.
UGCUUUCAGACAAUGGCCGCCUUGGGCCUUCUAAUGCUUGUUGGCGUCCAUGGAACCACCAUAAUCAGCAUUAAAUACCCGCAAACACUAUUGCAGCAGCAGAAGGCAGGCGGCGAUGUGGGGCUGGAGCAUCCGCAGCCGGCAAAGCGGGACCUUAGCCUGAGCUAUGCGGCCACCAAUAUUGAUUCCAAAGAGGGGACACGAGUCAAGACCAUCACCGUGAUCAAGAAUGUGGGUGGCGUCGGCGGUGAAGUGCAGAGGCAGCAGCAGAAGCUGGCCAUCGAUCCGUCACUGCAUCAGAACGAGGAUUGGGCGAGUGCAUUUCGUGAUAACUUUGACUCCUAUGGGGCCCUGCCCGAUGUCCCCGAUAUAGACGAUUUGUUUGAGUUUGUUAAUCGCAAGAAGCCCGACGAGGCACCGAAGAAGGCACUGGAAACGGAGCCCAAACCCAAGCCAAAGCCCAAGCCCGUAGAGGAGACGACCACCAGGAAGGCCGUCAGCGAGCAGAGCGAGAGUAGUGGCAGCAGCAGUAGUAGCGGUAGCGGUAGCACUAGCACCAGCAACAGUGACAGCGAUGAGGCAGUGGUGGAGAAGAUCAAGGGUGAUGCCGAGCUGCUGCCACACAUUAAACAGGCGAAUAUCCUACGUCUGCAGGCGGCCCAGGCACGCGCAUCCAUGGAGAGUCGCCUGAAGACACGCGAGUCCCUAAUAGCCGUCAACUACUCGACGCCCAUGCACCAGGUGACGCAGUACUUUGACAACUAUGUCCAGGCAGUGCCCAAUGGCUACGAUUACUCCAAGCCAUGCGUUCCUCCGCCUGGGGGUAUUAGCUACCAGGUGACGACGCCCUCGGGACGCACCUACGACAUACCGCAGAGCAAUAGCAGUGGCACAGGAGGCGGCAAUCAUCCCUACUUGGCACCGUCGCUUACGAAGAAGACGCAGAUUCCGCCACAGGCUCCGGCACAGCCCCAACAGCCGCAGGGGCAGCAGCCUCAGCCUCAACAGCCGCCUAAUUACUCCUCGGUAAACUCGAUUGUGCCGCCCGUUGGCAAUCCUCCUCCUCAGCCACAGACGCAGCCUCCGUUUCAGCAGCAGCCGCAGCCCCAGCCCCAGCAGCCAAGUGGUGGAAUACUGCCGCCUCUUCCGGCAGUCGCCAAUGGGAUCUCCACCAGCCAGCGGCCCUAUGUGGCGCCGAGGCUGCGCAACAAUGGCCUUGGCAUCAGUCGGGGACCGGUGUCACCUUCGCCACCGCUAGGCUCGCCGCCCCAGCAAACGCCCAGCUUCCGCUCUGGCAUCUUUGGAGGCGGUGGCGGCCCAAAUCGUCCAAACACGCUGCGUUCACGUGGCCUAAAGUAUUGA